AUGGCGAAGGUCAAUAUUUGUAAUGUUGAGGUUUUGGACAAUCCUGCCUCAUUUUUCGAUCCAUUCAAGUUUCGUAUAACAUUUGAAUGUCACGAACCCUUAGAUGAUGAUUUAGAAUGGAAGUUAGUGUACGUCAGUAGUGCCUACAACCCGUCUUUAGACCAAACAUUGGAUUCCAUCUUAGUUGGCCCAAUUCCAGUUGGUCGUCAUCAGUUUUCUUUUGAGGCUAAUGCUCCUGACCCCAAGAUAAUUCCUAAUGAAGACGUGGUUGGCGUAACAGUUGUGCUUAUUCAAGCUUUGUAUAGGGAUAAGGAAUUCAUACGUGUUGGUUAUUAUGUUAACAAUGAGUACAAGAAUGAAGAAUUACGUCUUGAACCACCGGCCGAGCCUUUACUUAACGAACUGGAACGACAUAUAAUAGCUUCAGACCCUCGUGUUACUCGUUUCCCAAUUGAUUGGGGUGAUGGUCUUCUGGACGGGUGCCCAGAACCAGAACAACCCACCGAAGAUAAUGAAGAGUCUAAUUUACUAGGUAAUGAAGAACAAGUGGAAAAUACUUCUCAAUUGAACGGGGAAAAUGAAAAUGAUAAUUUGGAUCCAUCUAAUUUAUGUGAAGGCCAGUCUGGUAUACAGUUUAUGGAAAAUACAUCGUGUAUGUCGCUUCACCCUCUUCAGUCAACUGUUUCUGUUGACAGUUUUUAA
Messenger RNA from Schistosoma turkestanicum, 702 nucleotides. NCBI's taxonomy places the organism in Eukaryota, Metazoa, Platyhelminthes, Trematoda, Strigeidida, Schistosomatidae. The record is from the annotation of a GenBank genome assembly.